AGGUGCUCUGGGAAAUGUAGGCGGUGCGCCCCGCCUCCCGCCCGGCCGGGGAAAGAAAGGCGUGCGGGUGAGGCGGUCGGCUCGGUGUCCUGUUCUCAGCGCAGAAGAUGGCAGCGGAGGAGGCCGUGGAGGCUGGGCUGUCUGCGGAGCGGCUGCAGGAGGCCGAGGAGGAGGCAGCAGAGAAUGGGGCAAGCUCCGCGGGAGGUGGUGAGGCCGCGGCGCUCAAUGGCGAAGUUGGCUGUACAAAAGUGGAAAACAAUAACCUGUCUGUGAAAGCUGGGUCAGAAGUAGAAACCAAAGAAGAAAGAACAGAGCAUGAAUCCAUAAGGGAGUCUGAUAGUAACAUUUUGGAUGUUUCAUCUGAUUAUCCAAGAGAGAAACAUCUUUCCAUUCAAAGACAACUUGCUGAUCUAGAGAAACUGGCUGACCUGAAUGAAGCUGAAAAGAAGCCUUGUCCUUUGUGUCCUGAAGAGAAAUUUAAAGCCUGCUAUGGCCAUAAACUUCAUCGUCACCUCCAGAAUUUGCACUGGAAAAUUUCUGUGGAAUUUGAAGGGUACAGAAUGUGUAUCUGCCACUUGCCUUGUCGUGUAGCAAAACCAAACUUCGUUGCAGAUCAGGCGUUUUCAAAGAUGGGAGCACACUACCACUGCAUCAUCUGCUCAGCAACUAUCACACGAAGAACUGAUAUGAUAGGACAUAUUAAUCGCCAUGUCAAUAAAGGAGAAACUGAAUCAAGAUUUAUUACAGCUCCUGCUCCCAAGUCAUCUUGUGAAGUGCUGAAAGAGGCAGACGCAGAUGUGCAGGUUCUUCCCAACUAUUUCACACCUCAAAAAACAGACUCCUAUUUUAAUCCCAAAAUGAAGCUCAACAGGCAACUGAUAUUCUGUGCACUGGCUGUUUUAGCUGAGGAACGUAAACCAAUAGAAUGUUUGGAUGCAUUUGGUGCUACUGGUAUAAUGGGAUUACAGUGGGCAAAACAUCUCCGAAGUUCUGUCAGAGUUACAAUUAAUGAUUGCAAUGAGAAUUCUGUGACAAUGAUUCAGGAAAACUGCCAUUUAAACAAAAUGAAGGUGAAAGUGAGUGCUAAGGAAGAAGACAAUUACGAAGCUCUAGGAGAUGGAGAAGAAAAUACUGAUACCAUUGAGGUGACAAAAAUGGACGCCAAUGUUAUAAUGCAUUUGAGAUCAUUUGAUUUUAUACAUUUGGACCCAUUUGGAACUUCUGUGAAUUACCUGGAUUCUGCCUUCAGAAACGUGAGGAAUCUUGGAAUUGUAUCGCUGACAUCCACAGACAUCAGUUCUCUGUAUGCAAAGGCUCAACACGUCACCCUGCGUCACUAUGGAUGUAACAUUGUGCGAACGGAGUACUACAAGGAGCUGGCAGCCAGGACAGUCAUUGCUGCUGUGGCAAGAUCUGCAGCUCGCUGUAAUAAAGGCAUUGAAGUCUUGCUUGCAGUAGCCCUAGAACACUUUGUUCUUGUAGUCGUCAGAGUUUUAAGGGGACCAUCUCCUGCAGAUGAUUCAGCGAAGAAAAUAAGAUAUCUCAUCCACUGUCAGUGGUGUGAGGAGAGAAUUUUUCAGAAAGAAGGCAAUAUGGUAGAAGAAAAUCCUUAUCAGCAGCUGCCUUGUGAUUGUCAUGGCAGUAUGCCUGGGAGGACAGCAGUAGUUCUUGGUCCUCUCUGGUCAGGAGCUCUAUUUAAUACUGGGUUCCUCAGAAGAAUGCUGUUUGAAGCUGUCCAGUAUGGCUUAGAUGAUGUUCAGCCACUUCUGAAAACAGUGGUCUGUGAAGCUGAGUGUACAACUUCCAAGAAUUUUUCUACCCAUAGUCCUUCUGAUGAGAACAAACAAGAAGAGUGUGGCGUAUAUAUUAAAACACCAGAUAUGCUGGCAGAGUCUGAUGUGGUGCCUGGAAAAAGAAAAAAUAAUGAAGUGAUGCGAAAUGCGACCAAACGACAAAAAACUGACAACAGUGCGGAGCACCCUGCAUUUUACUACAAUAUCCACAGACACAGUCUUAAAGGAAUGAACAUGCCCAAGUUAAAUAAGUUCUUAAACUACCUCUCUGAAGCUGGAUACAGAGUCAGCAGAACCCACUUUGAUCCUAUGGGCGUUCGCACCAACGCUCCCUUGGCACAGUUCAAGACUGUUCUCAUGAAGCACAGCACUCCCACGUAUGCUGGGGGGCAAACAGAAGGCCCUCUCCAACUGACAGAAGAUGUCCAGGUGGGAGAUCAGCUUCAAGCUGCUGCAGACAGCAAGGCAAAGGAUGAUGAGCUUCUGGAAGAGAAAAAAUCUGGAGACACUGCCGCUAUCUUCGCAGAAGACUGCCCUACUCACUGUGCAGCCAAUUAGUCCAAUCCUUUUGGAUUUACAUGAGAACUUGCACCUACGCUCUGUUCAAGCACACCAGUACUCCUUGCAGACCUGGAAUUUGACAGUUUGAAAUCCCUGCAAUUUCCAUUGGAGAGGAUGUUUUAGAAUUCUAGACCUUAGCACUGAAAGCAGCAGUGUGUAUGGUCGAGAUGAUUUUCCUGUGGGAAAAUUAUUAGAUGGUUGGUUCUUUCACACUUGCAUCCACUUUCACAUUGAGCAUUGUAGCUAGCACCAAGUCUUUGUAUGGCCUUAUUCAAGCUGCUGGAACAGAAUAUAGGAGAGUGGAUGGGGCCAGAA
Molecule: messenger RNA, 2669 nt
Organism: Tympanuchus pallidicinctus (lesser prairie-chicken)
Lineage: Eukaryota; Metazoa; Chordata; Aves; Galliformes; Phasianidae
Gene: TRMT1L
Product: tRNA methyltransferase 1 like
Exons: 16
Coding region: 108-2351 (747 amino acids)
Biological process (GO): tRNA N2-guanine methylation
Cellular component (GO): nucleus
Molecular function (GO): RNA binding
Source: RefSeq, a predicted model, not a curated record